Messenger RNA from Capronia epimyces CBS 606.96, 393 nucleotides. RefSeq lists its product as uncharacterized. Bases 1 to 393 code for a protein of 130 amino acids. NCBI's taxonomy places the organism in Eukaryota, Fungi, Ascomycota, Eurotiomycetes, Chaetothyriales, Herpotrichiellaceae. The record is from RefSeq and is a predicted model, not a curated record. The transcript has a single exon.
AUGGACUCCCUUGAGCACUGUCGCGAUACACGCGAUACACGCACACCCAUCAACCCCCAGCCUGAGCCACUCUCCAGCUCUGCCAGAAGCCCAACUUCACUCUCCAACCACCUCACAAGUGAAGACAAACCUGAAGAAAACAACUCGUCCUUGGAUAACGAUGCAACUCCUCGUCCAGUCUCCCCCGCGCAUUCAACCACUCCUGACGACCCUCCUGAUGACCCUCAUGACGAUCCUCCUGUUGUGUCCUCCAUCCUCAAAGAGAUCAUAACCUGUAUCGAUUCUUUCGACCGCCCCUUCUGGAAGGAAUAUCACCUCGACGCAUCCUACGUGGAUUUGCCCUACCAGCGCCUCGAAGAGUUUGCCGAUCGGGAGUGGAAGAAAUUUCGGUAG